Rotaria socialis is the source of this 996-nucleotide messenger RNA. The record is from the annotation of a GenBank genome assembly. Lineage: Eukaryota; Metazoa; Rotifera; Eurotatoria; Philodinida; Philodinidae.
AUGGGGUUUCCAACGAAUAUUUUGGUGAAAGUAGCUCGUCAAAUAUUGAUUUAUGGAGGAUUAACAAUGACAUUCUUUGGCAUAGUUGGCUCGUUGGCGAUAGUAUUCGUAUUCAGUCGACAUCCAUUUAAUAAAAGCUCGUUUUCAAUAUAUAUCAAAGUUAAUGGAAUACUUUCAGCCUUUUUUCUCCCGCUUUUAUAUAUGCCAACUGUAGUUACAAAUGGCUUUCAAAUAAAUUUAAUUACAUUAAAUAAUGCAUUUUGUAAAUUUCUAUCGAGUUACGGUGCGUUUACAGUAUUAUCCGUAUUGAUUAUAAAUUGGUUCCUACUGUUUGAUCGUUUUGCAAUAUCAUCUCGUUCUGCGCGUAUUCGAUCAUUAAGUUCGAAAAAAAUUGCCCGAGUAGUCGUAUUUAGUGUAUUAUUCGUCAUUUUUUGUUUAGUUGCCUUGCCGAGUGCGAUUAUUUUUGAAAAAAUGCCUAUGGACACAAAUGUAACAUAUAUUUGUUCCACAAAAUCAAGAAAAUUCUUAUUAUUUGGGGCACUAUUUUAUUUUCCAAUAGUGGAAGGUAUUCUACCGAUUGUAUUAACAAUUUUCUUUUGGCUUUUAACACGAAAACAAGUUCGAAAUUUAUGUAAUGAACAAUUUGUUCGACAUUUCGACAGACAACUAACACGAAUGUAUUUAUUUCAAAUCUUAGCAAAUGCUAUUGCAUCUGUUCCAUACGCGACAAUUAAUCUUUACCGAUCAAUAACAUUUCAAACGGUGCGAAGUCCAGAUAAAGAAAAUAUUGUUGAAUUUUUUCGUCUUAUGGCAAUAUGGCUAUUUUAUGUUCAAUAUUGUACUGAUUUUUAUAUUUAUAUUACUAUAUCAAAGGAUGUACGCGUCGAAGUAUUGAAAUUACUCUGUAGUUGUCCUCGACUAAGUUCUGAUCGCUUUACUGCUAUGCAAAGCAUGCAUUUACCCAGCUCUCAAAGUUUAAAAACUGCAUCACGCUGA